AUGUUGGAGGUAUUGGAGGGACGGAGUUUAGGAGCAGGGUCAGACGGUGGUGGGGGUGGUGGUGGUGAUUCGGAUGGUGGAGGGGGCGGAGGUUCUAGGUCUGGUGGUGGCGGUGGUGGCGGUGGUGUUGAGCUCGGCGGGGGAGGCGGGGAGGCUCGGUCGUUGGUGGUGGUGGAGGUGGAGGUUCAGUCGUCGGUUGAGGAGGUGGUGGUCGUAGUCGAAAAGACACAGGCUGCGAUCUAUUGUUCUCCUCGCUGGGUCGUCCCCGACAACGGUGACGGCGUGGUGUCGUGUAUCGCGCUCGGACUAGCGUGGUUUGGCGGCGUGUCGACCUGUUUACCUUUCAACGAGCUGCUCGGGCCUGAAAGCGGCGAGGUUGUCGCAGGACCCGCAGGGAUCGAGCCGUGGCCAUUCAAGUACGGCUUACCGCGUCCAGUGCCCCUCGCUCCAGAUAGCAAGCUACGCGGUCCAGUGGGCGGUGUUGCUCCUAUCCUCGAAGUGGUCGCCGAGGUCGAGGUCGAGGUCGAGGUCGAGGUCGAGGCUGUGGCCGAAGAUGAAGACGCCCCGCCCGGAAAGGAGCUCAGCAACGCGCGAGGUGCGCGUGGGGGAGCCUUCCCUGACAUUAGCGGCCAGGGCUGGCGCGUACGUAGCGUGGAGAGGAAGAAAGGCGAUGAGGAGAUGGUGGUUAAGAGCGAAGAGCCGGCGCCGCGCUGGCCACCACCUCACUCACCUCCCGCGGCGAUUUUUCUCAAAGUCCACAACAUUAUUCUCGCUCACUCGCGACAACUUGUCGUACUCAAAAAGAGUGAAGGUCCUAAGAAAGUCCGCUAUGCUCACGCAGUUGAAUAUGUAUUCGCCUCGCCAGCUCAGCUCUACGCCCCAGAAACCCCCAAAUCGCCCCCAUCAGCACGACAGCCGCCGCAAAACCUUCCUCCCUGA
Messenger RNA from Fomitopsis serialis, 939 nucleotides. RefSeq lists its product as uncharacterized. The record is from RefSeq and is a predicted model, not a curated record. The coding region runs from base 1 to 939 and encodes 312 amino acids. The transcript has 3 exons. Lineage: Eukaryota; Fungi; Basidiomycota; Agaricomycetes; Polyporales; Fomitopsidaceae.